AUGCCAAACAGUGAGUCAUCUGUCGAAGCCCGCUUGCGGUAUCUGAUGCCGAGCCUCUCGGUAUACACUGAAGGCAGAAACUAUCAAGACUGUCUGGAAUUCUAUAACCAUGCGCUGAAAGAGGAACCACUAGUCUGCGCCCGGCCGCGGACUGAACAAGACGUCUCAUGCUUGCUUCAAUUUUGCACCGAGCGGAAGAUCCGCUUUGCUGUUCGCUCAGGCGGUCACGACUUUUUCGGCCGCUCCAUAGUCCACAAGUGCAUUCUCAUCGACAUGCGCGACAUGGACACGGUCAGUAUCGGGUCGGACCGAGCCCACGCACGCGUUGGUGGCGGAGUGAUUGCCGGCCACCUGCAGGAAACCCUUAAUUCUCACGGCCUAUUCACCCCCACCGGACAGGCAAAGUCCGUGGGCUAUGUCUCUUGGGCAUGUGGCGGAGGGUACGGGUUCUAUGUUGGAACGUACGGUUUUGGGGUUGAUCAGAUACUUGGUGCUCGAGUGGUCUUGGCCGGGGGCCGCGUGGUUGACACCAACGAAGAUUCAGAAUUGCUGUGGGCACUCCGUGGCGCUGGGGCUGGCACAUUCGGCAUUGUCACGGAGCUUCGUGUGAAGGUAUACCAAGUCACUAAACUAUACGCUGGCUUCCUAGCCUUCCCCCUGGCCGAGGCCGCAACUGUCAUGGACAGGAUUGAAAGGCUCUUAGAUGGUGGCUUUCCCGAUGAGUUCAGCGGUGAUGCCAUCGUCGUAAAUCCUGAAAUGGCUCCAACGCCGGUAGCCGAGCCCUGCUUAGUCCUCUUUUGGUGUUGGACUUCGCCCAGUGAAGACCUCGCGCCUGCGAAAAGGUUCCUUGAGCAGACGAUGCAGGCCGGCAAGAUUCUGGGAAACACGGUGACAGAGACUACACCAGCUGCCUACGGCUUGGGUGAUUCAUCGUCGGGAACCUUCUUCCGCAGUCGAAACGUCGAUCGGAUGCAUCAGAAUGUAGGCACCAUCCUCGCACGGCACCCUCCACCACAUCCGCUGUGCGCUGUCAUAUUUCACAAUAACCACGGUAAAGGUGUUCGACACCGAGUCGCCGGUACUGCUGGGGCGGCCUUUCCGAACAGAUAUCAACAUGUCAUUCUCGGCCUCCAUGGCGGCACCAGGCUAGGCUGUGCUGAUGAGCAGGAGCUUGAAAGUGCAGCUAGAUGGGUCACAAAAUUGGAGGAAGCGCUUGAUCAGAAUGGUCUUUCAUUGCCAGGAGGGUUCCCUGCAUUUUGGCCCCCUAACCAGGUGGACUUAGGACGAUUCUUCGGGGAGGAAAGCGCCUUGAGACUGCGGCAAUUGAAGGCGCGACUAGAUCCGACCAAUAUGUUUCAUCAUGCCCUGCCCGGUCUGAAUGGACACUGA
Messenger RNA from Aspergillus lentulus, 1389 nucleotides. Its product is annotated as FAD-binding oxidoreductase. Lineage: Eukaryota; Fungi; Ascomycota; Eurotiomycetes; Eurotiales; Aspergillaceae. The record is from RefSeq and is a predicted model, not a curated record. Gene Ontology annotation, molecular function: FAD binding; oxidoreductase activity.